Messenger RNA from Cuscuta campestris, 995 nucleotides. The record is from the annotation of a GenBank genome assembly. NCBI's taxonomy places the organism in Eukaryota, Viridiplantae, Streptophyta, Magnoliopsida, Solanales, Convolvulaceae.
UUCAACGAAAAUAAUCUUUCUACAUUAUGUCUAUAUAAACACAUGUACUCCCACAUAUUCUUUCAAUGAAAAUAAUCUUUCUACAUGGUAUCAGAGCCUAAAAACACAAAACCCUAAUCUCGGCCUAGUCACGCCGCCGCCCUCCUCCUUGCGCCGCCUCCUCCUGCGGCUGCCAAACCAGCGGCGAACUCGGACUCCCACACAACCGGCAACCUCCUUCUCCUCUUUCUCUCACCAUGGCCGAAGUAAGCGAGGUCACCUCUCAAAAUCUCUCCUCUAAACCCCCACAUCUUGCUUUCACAACUGUCUCCAACGUGAAACUUCACGUUCUUGUUCAACUCAGCCUCUCUCAAUCUAAUUACAAGAAGUGGAGUCGUCUGUUCCUCCUCUUAGUCAGGCGAUUCAAUCUUCAGGGCUACAUCGACGGUUCCGUUGUCCCCCUCUCCGAUGACGACGACAAAUGGUUCCAACUCGACGCUCUCCUCCAGGGUUGGAUUCUCUCUACCAUCACCGAUGAGGUCUCAGAUUUGGUAAUCUCCUCUAUUUCUACUGCCUCUGCUCUCUGGAAAGUCGUUCACAACUUGUUCCACGACAACAAACAUGCCAGGGCCAUGCAGCUGGAGCAUGAAUUCCGCACAACCGUCAAAGGCAACUCCACCAUGGCGGCUUAUUGCCAACAAUUGCAGAAUCUGGCCGACUGGCUGGACGAUGUUGAUGCACCAAUCUCCCAGCACCAACUUGUUCUCCAGAUGCUUCGUGGUCUCCUUGCAGAUCUUUAGGCACAAACAUCUUUCAUGCAAUUCCAGGAUCCCAUGCCUACUUUUCUGCAGGUCCGUUCUGCUGUCAUGCUUUUGGAUCGCCAACGGACGAGUCCCACCGACUCAGGCACCAUGGCUCUUCUCACGAACCGUGUUGGCGGCACGGGCUAUGGUGACGGUAACUCCGGUCAACGUGGAGGCUACGGACGAGGCCAAGGCCGUGGCGGUGGAAAUCGG